AUGGUGGACGUGAAGUGUCUGAGUGACUAUGAAUUACAGAAUGAACUUCAUAAGCUUGGAUUUUCACCUGGCCCAAUACUAGCUUCCACCAGAAAACUGUAUGAAAACAAGUUAAUGCAAUUGUUGGUCUCGCCUCCCUGUGCAUCACCUGUGAAGAAUGGACCUGGAAAGCAGGACAGAGCUCAGGGCUACGAUGACAGUAAAGAGCUUAAUGCCAUUGUCGUUUUGAAAGGAAAUAUCAUACUCUCAUCAGAAAAAAGCAAGGGACCCAAAAAAAGACCCAAGGCUUCCACUGCUAAACCAAAAGCCCAAGAUACCUACUGUCUGGGUCAUAAGCGCUCUGAGAAAAAAAGGUGGGCCUCCAGAGCACCGUGCGUCAGAUUCAAAGGAUGGAGCAAUACUGAAGGGAAAGACUGCUGCACAAUAAACUGGAGUGUCGGGAGCAGGGACCUAGAGAGGUUUCCCGCGGGCUUGAAGCUUGCUGUGUUUGUCAUCUUCAUCAUUGUGCUAUUUGUCUACAUAACUGUAGAAAAGAAGCCUCUGUUUGGUUAA
Molecule: messenger RNA, 552 nt
Organism: Pteronotus mesoamericanus
Lineage: Eukaryota; Metazoa; Chordata; Mammalia; Chiroptera; Mormoopidae
Gene: LEMD1
Product: LEM domain containing 1
Exons: 5
Coding region: 1-552 (183 amino acids)
Source: RefSeq, a predicted model, not a curated record